Messenger RNA from Adineta steineri, 804 nucleotides. Lineage: Eukaryota; Metazoa; Rotifera; Eurotatoria; Adinetida; Adinetidae. The record is from the annotation of a GenBank genome assembly.
AUGUAUUUAUCAAAAUAUAAUACAAUUAAACUCUUAGGUUCUAUUUCAUCGAAUCUUGGGAAAACAAGUGUUCGAACAUUAUUUAAUCCUUUCGCUUCAAAACCAAUUGAAACAGCAAAGGAUGCACAUUCAAAUACACUUACGGAUACAGAAAAUGUUUUUGAAUUACAACAUCAUAUAGUUAAACCAAGCUCAAUGAAUGAAUAUGAAGCGAAUUAUUCUGAAUAUUCAUCACAAUUAAUUGAAAAACAUUCUUCGAAUGGUCUCGUUCAUACUGGCUCAUGGAAAGUUCAUAUUGGUAACGUACAAAAUCAAUAUAUACAUAUAUGGAUGUACAAAAAUUUUCCUCAUUUGGAUGAAUUUAUUGGUAAAUCGAAAACAAAUUCACUUGAUAAUAAAUUAAAUGACUAUAUUGUUCAACGCUCAAAUCAAAUCUGUCUUUCAUUCUCAUAUUUUGGAAUUCCUCAACCAAGAUCAAAAUCUGAUGAUCAAUCAAAUCCAAAUAUAUAUGAAAUGCGUUCAUAUUGGCUUAAACCAGGUACAUUAAUUGAAUGGGGUAAUUUAUGGCAUAAAGGUGUCCAACAUCGACCAGAUGCAAAAGUUCUUGGUGUUUUUUCACAAAUUGGUGAACUUUAUAAUGUUCAUCAUAUGUGGUCAUAUAAAAAUUUUCAACAACGAAAAAAAAUGCGUACUAAUGCAUGGGCUAAACCUGGUUGGUCUGAAAAUGUCGAGUAUACAGUACCAUUAAUUCGUAAAAUGGAAUCAAAGAUUCUAGUACCAAUGAAAAAUUCACCUAUGCAGUGA